AUGAAAGACACUAGUUACGCUACAAGACUAGAGAGAAGGGUAGCUUUGCUGGAGAACCUGAAUGCUGAAGCCACUGCUGCUAAAGAAAUUGUUGAUGGUGAGUUAGCCAUGGUUGUUGAAGAAAACAAAGAAUUGAGGGGGUUGAAAAUGGAAUGGAUCUCAACAUCUUCUUGUUCAACUUCAUUGUCACCAAUUUCACAUUCUGGAGGACAUAACUUACUAAGAAACUCAUCCCCAGCCGUCUUGUUCAAAGGUAUUUUGUCAAUGUCAAUUACUUCAUCUUCAAGACCUACAUUGGGAUGGGUUUCAUCAGGGGCAGUGUUUUCUUCAUUUCUAGGUACACCAUCAUCUUCAAGGCCACUUUCAUUAUUUUUCACUAACAACCAAAUUCAUGUCAUCAUCCCACCAUUCCUCCAACCCAUUCCCAUUAUGAUCAACAUAAACUGA
Lactuca virosa is the source of this 447-nucleotide messenger RNA. The record is from the annotation of a GenBank genome assembly. Lineage: Eukaryota; Viridiplantae; Streptophyta; Magnoliopsida; Asterales; Asteraceae.